Anopheles merus is the source of this 1356-nucleotide messenger RNA. Its product is annotated as arrestin domain-containing protein 17-like. Gene Ontology annotation, cellular component: cytoplasm. Gene Ontology annotation, biological process: protein transport. Lineage: Eukaryota; Metazoa; Arthropoda; Insecta; Diptera; Culicidae. Bases 97 to 1293 code for a protein of 398 amino acids. The transcript has 2 exons. The record is from RefSeq and is a predicted model, not a curated record.
UUUCGGCUGCUCUUACUCAUCAGUUCGUUCGCCGAGCCUGGUGGAGCCAAGUCGAGUAUUUGCGUUGAAACGGUGGAUCCUCCGGUGCGGUAGGAUAUGGGCAAGGACAAGAAGAAUAAGGCGUCCAAGCACAUCCGGUGCGACGUCCAGUUCGACGACAAUCCGCAGGGUGUGUUCCGGGCGGGCGAUACCGUCAGCGGGACGGUAGAGAUACAGCUGGACAAGCCCAAGAAAUUUCGAGGAAUCGCCCUACGCAUCAACGGUUUCGCGGCCACGUCCUGGAGCGCGAAACUGACAGGAACGGAUGCCAAAAAUGUAACCAGCAAGAAAAAGGCACACUUCAACGGGCGGGAGGACUACUUCGGCAGCAUCACGUACUUCGUCGGCUCGGACGUGGGCAACCCGCUCGAGGUGCUGGCCGGCGUGUACCGGUACCCGUUCACGUGCGAAAUCCCCCCGAACGCCCCCUCGUCCAAGGAGGGCAAGUACGGCCACAUCCGGUACGUCGUGAAGCUUUCGCUCGAGCGACCCUGGAAGUACGAUCACGUCUUCCAGGUGCCGUUCAUCGUGCAGAGCCAUGCCGAUCUUGCCCUCGCCCCGGACCGGAUGCUACAGCCGGCCCGGGCCGAAAUUGUGCAGACGUUCUACUUCGGCCUGACCGAUCCGCUGAUCGUGACCGCGACGACCCCGCGCACCGGCUACGCCCCCGGCGAAGUGAUCGAGGUAACGGUGCACGUGAACAACCAGAGCAGCGUGGACGUGCGCAGCAUCGCGGUCAAGUUCCAGCGCGUCGACACCUUCCUGAGCCAGGUGCCGGUCGUGCAGCAGCACCUAGAGCACACGGUGCUGGAGGAGCGGACGAUUGGCCGGGUGGCCGGCCGGAACGAUGCCGUCUUCGAGGAGAACAUACUGAUCGGCUCGACCGUACCGUCCGACGAGGAGCGCUGCCGGAUCAUCAUGACCCGGUACGAGGUGGAGGUGAUGAUCCGCCCGGUACGGUCGCGCAAGAAGCUGCUGCUCGCGCUACCGAUCGUGGUAGGCACGGUCGGGCUGCCGAAGACGCUCUACCCGAUGCAGCUGCUCGAGAAGGAGCGGGAAGCGCUGGGGCUGGAUCGGCCACCGCUUACGCCGCUACCGCUGGAAUCACCCCCGCCCUAUCCGGACGAUGCGCAACCGUCCACCUCGAGGGCGUUCGCGGCGGACGGACCGACGGCACCGACCUCGACCGAGGAGCACGAGUUUGAGAAGGGUUCUGAACCGUACACGCCGCGCGAUUUCGACGAGAAUGACUAAACUUAAGACCGUAAGCAGCUAAGAUGUGUGAUAUGUAUAAAUAAAUUGUUAUUUCGAAGGGAA